Hepatospora eriocheir is the source of this 888-nucleotide messenger RNA. The record is from the annotation of a GenBank genome assembly. NCBI's taxonomy places the organism in Eukaryota, Fungi, Microsporidia, Hepatosporidae.
AUGAAAACAAUAAAAAUAUUAUUUUUGGUCUUUUUAAUUGUAUUAUUAUUUAUAAUAGCAUUAAUAUUAUAUUAUAGUGAAGAUAUUAUACAUUGGUUGAUAUAUAAUUUAGGUAUGGUACCUAUUGAAGGUACUACAACAAAAAGUACGGUUGAUAACCGAUCAUUACUAAAUAUGAAUGUAAAACAUUUAGAGGGUGAUGACUAUAAGAUUUUAUUACUGAUAGAUAAGAAAAUUAAUAUUGAUAAAGCUAAAGACGUUCCUCUUUCAAUAUUUUUUCAUGGAAAUGGAAUGAAUAUUUAUGAUGAUUUUAUGGCAUGGGGUUGGAUUAGUGACAGAUAUAAGAUUAAUUGUGCGUUUAUAGAAACACCUGGUAGAAAUGGUGUGAAGAGAAAAUUUACUAAGAGAAAUCUUAUGAUAAUAUUAGAGAAGUCAAUUAACGUAUUGAAAGAAAUGAAUUUUAAUAUCACAAAUGUAACUGGUUUUAGUCUUGGAACAGCAGUAGCUUCAAUAGUAGCAUGUGAGUAUAAUAUUCCUGUUUUAACUCUAUUGGCACCCUUUUGUAAUUUUAAAGAUAUUGCUUAUACUUAUGUUCCUAACAUCAGUUGUAUUAAAAAUAAGGUAAGUCGUGUAUGUACGAAAGACUUUAACUUCAAUACUCUCAAGUUACUAGAAAAUUAUAAAGGUAAAGUUAAUUUAUUUCAUGGAGAAAAAGAUAGUAUAAUAUUACCUGAAAAUAGUAUAAAAAUUCAUAAAAAAAUUAAACAAAGAAGAGUUGGAGAAUCUAAACAGUGUAUUAUAUUUAAGAAUACCGACCAUGGUAUGAUUUUAGAUCCAAGAAAUGUUGAAGUGAUAUCGAAUUUGGUUUAUUUUAAUCGUUCAAUUUAA